CUGUAGGCAAUAUUGCAAUCAAGUUCUUGUGCAUUUCCCAGUAGAAUUCACAUACAGUGCCACCCUUGUCUCCCUAGAAUUACUGCGUGUUUGGCAGAUGCCAGGGUAACCAUUUGCACUAGGUGCUGCUGCUCCCAUGGAGCUUGGUAAAUGGCUACAUUACUGUAUCGUUAAUACACCCCACUUCUGGCACCCACAGACCACUCCUAGAUAGCAGAGCCCCACACCAAGGUGAACCAUGAUUCCGGUUACAGAGCUGCGGUACUUUGCCGACACUCAGCCAGCUUACCGCAUCCUUAAACCAUGGUGGGACGUCUUCACCGACUACAUCUCUAUCGUCAUGCUUAUGAUAGCGGUUUUUGGAGGCACUCUGCAAGUCACCCAGGACAAAAUGAUCUGCCUUCCGUGCAAGUGGGUCACUCAUGACAGUUGCAAUGAUUCCUACCGUGCCUGGGCUUCUCUUGAACCAGAAUAUCCCAAUUCUAGUGUGGUUCCACUUCUUGCACCGGGACCUACGGGCAUCAAAUAUGACUUGGACAGACAUCAGUAUAACUAUGUAGAUGCUGUAUGCUAUGAGAACCGACUGCACUGGUUUGCUAAGUACUUUCCUUACCUUGUAUUACUGCACACCUUGAUCUUCCUGGCAUGCAGCAAUUUUUGGUUCAAGUUCCCCCGUACCAGCUCGAAACUAGAACAUUUUGUCUCCAUUUUGCUCAAGUGCUUUGACUCCCCCUGGACUACCAGGGCCCUUUCUGAAACUGUUGUAGAGGAGAGUGACCCUAAGCCAACCGGUGGCAAGAUGAAUGGGUCUGUUGAUAAAAAGUCAUCUACCGCCAGUGAAGAUGUGGAAGCGACUGUACCUAUGCUCCAGAGAAGCAAAUCUAGGGUGGAACAGGGAAUAGUGGACAGGUCAGAAACUGGAGUUCUUGACAAAAAGGAAGGGGAGCAAGCAAAGGCACUGUUUGAGAAGGUCAAGAAGUUCAGGACACACGUGGAAGAAGGGGAUAUUGUGUAUAGAUUGUACAUGCGCCAGACAAUCAUCAAAGUGAUAAAGUUCAUUUUGAUUCUGUGCUACACUGUGUAUUAUGUCAGCAGUAUUACCUUUGAUGUGGACUGCAAAGUGGACAUUGAGAGCCUGACUGGCUACCGCAUGUACCGAUGCGCCCACCCACUUGCCACACUUUUCAAGAUCUUGGCCUCGUUCUAUAUCAGUCUGGUGGGCUUCUAUGGCCUGGUCUGCGUGUACACUCUAUGGUGGAUGCUGAGACGUUCCUUGAAGAAAUACUCCUUUGAAUCCAUCAGGGAGGAGAGCAGCUAUAGUGACAUACCUGAUGUAAAGAAUGACUUUGCUUUCAUGCUGCACCUCAUUGAUCAGUAUGAUCCUCUGUACUCCAAACGUUUUGCUGUCUUCCUGUCCGAGGUGAGUGAGAACAAGUUGAGACAGCUUAAUCUUAACCAUGAGUGGACUUUGGAUAAGUUGCGUCAAAGGAUCACCAAGAACUCUCAGGACAAGUUGGAACUGCAUCUUUUCAUGCUCAGCGGAAUACCUGAUACUGUCUUUGACUUGGUGGAGCUUGAAGUGUUAAAGUUGGAAUUGAUUCCAGAUGUAACCAUUCCUCCCAGCAUUGCCCAGCUCACAGGUCUGAAAGAACUAUGGCUGUAUCACACAGCGGCCAAAAUCGAGGCUCCUGCUCUGGCCUUCCUGAGAGAGAACCUGAAGUCACUACAUAUAAAAUUUACAGACAUUAAAGAAAUCCCACUAUGGAUCUACAGCCUGAAGACUCUAGAAGAGCUGCACCUGACUGGAAACCUAAGUGCGGAGAACAACCGCUAUAUAGUCAUUGAUGGUCUCAGAGAGCUAAAGAGGUUAAAAGUACUUAGAUUGAAGAGCAACCUGACCAAGCUGCCCCAGGUAGUCACAGAUGUUGGUGUCCACCUGCAGAAGCUCUCCGUUAACAAUGAGGGCACCAAACUGAUGGUUCUCAACAGCUUAAAGAAGAUGGUGAACCUGACUGAGCUGGAACUUCUACGUUGUGAUCUUGAGAGAAUCCCACACUCCAUUUUCAGUCUCCACAAUCUACAAGAAAUCGAUUUGAAAGACAACAACUUGAAAACCAUAGAGGAGAUAAUCAGCUUCCAGCAUCUGCAUCGCCUCACUUGUCUCAAGCUGUGGUACAAUCACAUUGCCUAUAUCCCCAUCCAAAUUGGCAAUUUGGCCAGUCUUGAGCGACUCUAUCUAAACCGUAAUAAGAUAGAUAAGAUUCCAACACAGCUCUGCUUCUGCCGCAAGCUCCGGUACCUAGAUCUGAGCCACAAUUCACUAAGCAGCAUCCCUUCUGAGAUAGGGCAACUACAGAACUUGCAGUACUUUGCUGUAACUGCCAACCAUAUUGAAAACUUGCCUCCUGAACUCUUCCAGUGCAAGAAGCUUCGGACCCUCAACCUUGGUAACAAUGCCCUACAAUCCCUACCUUCCAGAGUUGGUGAGCUUACCAACCUGACCCAAAUGGAACUGCGGGGAAACCGCCUGGAGUGCCUUCCUGUGGAGCUGGGGGAAUGUCAUCUGUUAAAGCGCAGUGGGCUGGUGGUGGAAGAGGACUUGUUCAGCACGCUGCCUCUAGAAGUGAAGGAAAAGCUGACGCGAGCAGACAAAGAGCAGAUGUGAGACAACGUGGGGUAGAGGCAAUGUGAGCCAUCUGAACAGAAGGGAGCUACCUUGUCUAGAUGGGAGCUGCAGCUUAGCAGCUCACCUUAGCAAAGUAGACGCGACCUUGGGAUAUGACUCAAGGCAAAGACUGGAGAUCCAUAACAUUGAAAAGUUUUUGGACUUAAGUGGACAAUAUCACUAAAAAUGAAACUCUGUGGAUUUGCACUGCAAUUCGAGGAAAAAAAACUUGUAACAUUCUUUGUCUGCUUCUGUGGAGCCCAGAACAAACUAUCGUAAACCAGUAAUGAGUUGUCCUCGGCCCUAUUUUACCCAUCUUAUAUGGGCGGUAGAAAUAGGUAAUCCCUACAGGAAAUGAAGGGCUGUUGCUCUUGCUGUCUGUACACAAGAGGACGCUGGUUUAUUUAAAGGCCAUAAAAAUACCCCUCCCCACCCGCUUCCAUCUGCACUACUAAUUUUAGACAGAACUUGGUGCUUUUAAACAUCAGUGUGCAUGUAUCAAGGGCUGAGAAGUGAAUCUCUCAAUGCCUUAUCAGAUUCCUUAUAAAAUACUCACUGCUGCUCUACCAAGAGAUGGAAAAUGCCAAAUUAAAGUUCGGUAUAAUCUUCUCCCCUCCUCCUUACUCUGGGGUCUACAGGGCUGAAUGAAAUACUGAAAAGUCAAAUACACUAUUUGGAACAAAAUAUAAGUUUGAUUGCGUUAGUAGUUGGAUUAUAAAAUCCAGAGGUCAAGACUUGUAGAUUUGAUAGACUUCAAAAGGUCAUAACUGAUGCCAAAAUUCUAUGCACUCUAAAUGUUUACUGAAACACUCCUUUAAACCAAGCAGGACCUCUCCCUAUGGAACUGUGUUGUGCUGACCAGUAUGAUAAUAGGACAAGUUGAUAAAAAAAAAGAGCGACACAUUCCUUGCUAUGUCAGCGCUAGGUUAGCAGCUGGUGUGUGUCUGAUAAGUCAUGAGAGAGGUCUUGCUACGUUAUCCUGAAACCAGAAGCAUUAGAGGAUAAAUGCUGGUGUUUGAACGCAGGAAGCUACGUCCUGCUGUCACGCACAUGGCCAGACAUUCCUGUGCUCGCUAAUGACAGCUGCCUUGUUUAUGGACACUACAGAUAUGUCAGUCACCCCUUUGUCUCUGUAAUGCAAUAUCAGUAUGAUCCAUUUUGCUUUUCUGGGGCUGAUCAGAAAUUCUUCUAAAGUAACUUUCCCUCUAAUUUCCCCCUGUAAAGUUACCUUCUCAGUUUACACAUUUCACUUUGAUUUUAAUGUACUUUUAUAUAUGUAGUAUACAUAAAUACACCCACUUUUUUAUUUUUUAUUAAUCCCUUGAGCAAUGUUCCCUCUAAGGCCAGUUUUAUGAGCGGUCCAGCAGUUAAACAGUUAAUAAGGGAAUCCUACCUUGAAGUCUGCAUUGUGUAGUGUUUUCAAAUUGGUCUACUUAACUGUUUCACUGCUGGGCUACUCACAAAACUGGCCUUAGAGGGAACACUGCCCUUGAGGUAAAUCAUCACUUAAGUCUUAUUACCGCCAAUUAUUAUUUAUUUGCGUUGUAUACUGGCUGGUCCUAAAAGAUUGUAUUUAACGGGACAUUGUCAUGUUCCCAAAUGAGGAAAGUUUAUUUUAUAUUUUAGUUUAUAGGCUAUUGUUUUUAUGCAUUUCUUUAACAAUACAUAUGUCACAUUUUAGUUUUUUUUUUUAUUAUUUGUACCCUUUACAGCAAUCCCGCGUUGAUGCCUUAAAAUAUGGCACUGGUCUAGCGUUAAAAUGGGACCCAAUAAUAAUGAACGUGUCUGUCUGAAAAUAACCUUGUAACAUUAAUUUACACUUUACAAACGCUUUCUGCUUUUAUAGUAUUGGUAAUGUGGGGUCCCAUGAGAGUCCAAAGAGGUGCGAACAAAUGACCCUGUGACCUUGCCAUAUAAAUUUGUCUUCCGCAUUGUACAGCUCACAACACUAAUGCCUGUCUGCUAUCUGGUGCACCGCUCUGUUGUUUUCUGUGUGCGCCUGCAAUAAAGGGGUGAGAUUACAAAUGAUGCAGCUUUAUUUUUUUUGUUUUUUUAAGUAUGUAUUUUAAUGCUUCUUGCUUCAUUUAACAAAUGUAAAUGUUCCUUUUGCUACACUUGAAAAUAUUUACCUGUAACGUUAUACUUACCACUGGCGUGCUGGAGCGCCGCACUAAUCCGACCCUUCUUCUUAGAGCCCCAGGGGCCACACUAAUAAACGUAGUGCUUUUGUUCAGA
This is a messenger RNA of Bombina bombina (fire-bellied toad), 4900 nucleotides long. It is a transcript of the gene LRRC8A, whose product is annotated as leucine rich repeat containing 8 VRAC subunit A. The coding region runs from base 239 to 2665 and encodes 808 amino acids. Lineage: Eukaryota; Metazoa; Chordata; Amphibia; Anura; Bombinatoridae. Gene Ontology annotation, molecular function: protein binding. The transcript has 4 exons. The record is from RefSeq and is a predicted model, not a curated record.